AUGCAGGCCAUCAAGUGUGUGGUGGUGGGAGAUGGAGCCGUGGGCAAGACCUGCCUGCUCAUCAGCUACACCACCAACGCCUUCCCUGGAGAGUACAUCCCCACCGUGUUUGACAACUAUUCAGCCAAUGUGAUGGUGGACAGCAAGCCCGUGAACCUGGGGCUGUGGGACACGGCCGGACAGGAAGAUUACGACCGCCUCCGGCCACUCUCCUACCCGCAGACGGAUGUCUUCCUCAUCUGCUUCUCCCUUGUCAGCCCAGCCUCCUAUGAGAACGUCCGGGCCAAGUGGUUCCCCGAGGUGCGGCAUCACUGUCCGAGCACACCCAUCAUCCUGGUGGGCACCAAGCUGGACCUGAGGGACGACAAGGACACCAUCGAGAAGCUGAAGGAGAAGAAGCUGGCGCCCAUCACCUACCCACAGGGCCUGGCACUGGCCAAGGAAAUUGACUCAGUGAAAUACUUGGAGUGCUCGGCCCUCACCCAGCGAGGCCUGAAAACUGUCUUUGAUGAGGCGAUCCGGGCCGUCCUGUGCCCGCAGCCCACACGGCCACAGAAGCGCCCCUGCAGCAUCCUCUAG
Rangifer tarandus platyrhynchus (Svalbard reindeer) is the source of this 579-nucleotide messenger RNA. Lineage: Eukaryota; Metazoa; Chordata; Mammalia; Artiodactyla; Cervidae. The record is from the annotation of a GenBank genome assembly.